Betta splendens (Siamese fighting fish) is the source of this 2842-nucleotide messenger RNA. RefSeq names its product methylmalonyl CoA mutase (gene mmut). The transcript has 13 exons. Bases 171 to 2546 code for a protein of 791 amino acids. Lineage: Eukaryota; Metazoa; Chordata; Actinopteri; Anabantiformes; Osphronemidae. The record is from RefSeq and is a predicted model, not a curated record. Gene Ontology annotation, molecular function: cobalamin binding; methylmalonyl-CoA mutase activity; metal ion binding. Gene Ontology annotation, cellular component: mitochondrion.
AAUCAUUUACGAUACAAAAUGUUGACAUUCAAGAAAUGUCUCAGAAAAUACUCACAAUUAUAAUAGUUUAUAAGUAAUGGGGAAAAAAUCUAAUUCAGCCAUAACGAGUAAUAAAUAUGAAUCCAGGAGCGGUGUCCCACUGACCGGAGCCGGCGAUUGGUUGGCAGGUGAUGUUAGCAGUCUCGAUUGGGUGGUCCAACACACGCCUUUAUUCAGCCUGGAGGUCCACAACAGGCAAGGUGAUUCAUGCGCGUCUGACUGACGCCACAGUAAGGAUGCUGUCGGCACGGAGGGCAUGUGCGAGGGUGGCUGCCCAGCGCCUGGCCAGAGUGUGCGUCUCCUCCUGGGCGCACCAGCAGCGCUCCGCCAUUCACACGUCCCCAUCACAGCUCCAGGACCGGGUCGAGCUGCACCCUGAAUGGGCCAGCUUGGCCAAGACACAGUUGAAGGGGAAGAACCCAGAAGAUCUCAUCUGGCGCACACCCGAGGGGAUCAACAUCAAGCCCGUGUACACAACGGUGGACUCUGCAAAUUGUGCUGAUGAGUUGCCAGGGGUGUUUCCGUACACCAGGGGGCCCUAUCCCACCAUGUACACGUACAGGCCGUGGACAAUCAGGCAGUAUGCGGGCUUCAGUACCGUGGAGGAGAGCAACAAGUUCUAUAAAGACAACAUCAAAGCUGGACAGCAGGGCCUCUCUGUGGCUUUCGACCUCCCCACGCACCGAGGCUACGACUCCGACAACCCCCGGGUCCACGGGGACGUCGGCAUGGCCGGAGUAGCCAUAGACACGGUCGAGGACAUGAAGAUGCUCUUCGACGGUAUCCCACUGGAGAAGAUGUCCGUUUCCAUGACGAUGAACGGAGCGGUCAUCCCUGUGUUGGCCAUGUUUAUAGUGACUGGAGAGGAGCAGGGUGUGUCCAAAAAGAAACUCACUGGCACCAUUCAGAAUGACAUUCUGAAAGAGUUUAUGGUGCGGAACACCUAUAUUUUCCCCCCAGAACCUUCAAUGCACGCCAUUGCCGACAUCUUCGCUUAUACCUCUAAGCACAUGCCCAAGUUCAACUCUAUAUCCAUCAGUGGCUACCACCUGCAGGAGGCUGGAGCCGACGCCAUCCUGGAAGUAGCCUACACCAUCGCCAACGGCCUGGAGUACUGUCGCACCGGCCUGAAGGCAGGCUUGACGAUCGAUGAGUUCGCUCCAAGAUUGUCAUUUUUCUGGGGUAUUGGCAUGAAUUUCUACAUGGAGAUCGCUAAGCUGAGAGCAGCCAGAAGGCUUUGGGCCACGCUCAUUAAAGAAAACUUCCAGCCCAAUAAUGCCAAGUCUCUCCUCCUGCGCACUCACUGCCAGACAUCAGGCUGGUCUCUCACCGAGCAGGAUCCAUACAACAAUGUGAUCCGCACGGUGAUCGAAGCGAUGGCCGCCGUGUUCGGGGGGACCCAGUCGCUCCACACCAACUCGUUCGAUGAAGCUUUGGGCUUGCCCACGGUGAAGAGCGCCCGCAUUGCCAGGAACACCCAGAUCAUCAUCCAGGAGGAGUCUGGCAUCCCCAGAGUGGCGGAUCCGUGGGGGGGCUCACACAUGAUGGAGGCGCUCACAGAUGACGUCUACCAGGCUGCUAUGAAGUUCAUUACAGACAUUGAGGAGAUGGGAGGCAUGGCCAGAGCUGUGGCAGAGGGUAUUCCAAAACUUCGUAUAGAAGAAUGUGCAGCUCGAAGACAGGCUCGCAUCGAUUCGGGAUCAGAAGUCAUUGUCGGGGUCAACAAGUACCGUCUGGAAAAGGAGGAGACUGUGGAGGUGUUGGCAAUAGAUAACACUACUGUACGUCAGAAGCAGAUUGAAAAACUGAAAAAGGUGAGAGAGAGUCGUGAUCCUGAGGUAGCAAAGAGGUGUCUGCUAGCCAUUGAAGAGUGUGCCAGGACCAGGGAGGGCAACCUUCUGGCGCUGGCUGUGGAGGCAGCUCGAGCCAGAUGUUCUGUCGGUGAAAUCACGGAUGCCAUGAAGAAAGUGUUUGGCGAGCACAAGGCCAGCACCAGGAUGGUGAGCGGGGCCUACCGCAGCGAGUACGGGGAGCAUGAGGAGAUCGCCCUGGCCAACAACAGAGUUGCAGACUUUAAGAAGCAUGAGGGCAGGAACCCUCGCCUGCUGGUGGCGAAGAUGGGACAGGACGGCCACGACAGAGGAGCCAAAGUCAUCGCCACCGGGUUUGCAGACCUGGGCUUUGACGUGGACAUCGGCCCGCUCUUUCAGACUCCUGUGGAAGUUGCCCAGCAGGCGGUGGAUGCGGACGUGCACUGCGUUGGGGUCAGCACACUCGCUGCAGGACACAAGACUCUCGUCCCCGAGCUCAUCAAGGAACUACGGAAGCUCAACAGGCCAGAUAUCCUGGUCAUCUGUGGAGGCGUCAUCCCACCACAGGACUAUGAGUUCUUGUAUCAGAGUGGCGUGUCCGCCAUCUUCGGCCCUGGAACCAGGAUCCCCCAAGCGGCAGUGGAGGUCGUCGACAACAUUGAAAAGAGCCUGGAGAAAAUUCGACAGGCCAUGUGAAUGUGAAAACGAAGCGAUUCCUUCAUGCUGUGAUGGCAGUGUCACAGAAAAGAGCCCUGACUUUUGUACAUUGGUUGUAAAAAUGUAUUUGCUUACUUUGGUUUGACACUUGUGCACUUGCCAGUUUUGUGCUAGUAUCAACAAAUAUUAGGAAUAAAAAUGGGUCAUAAUCAAUACCAGACCAUUAUCUGAUCAUGAUCAUUCUGUAUGUAUAAUUUAAACUCACAGAACAGUGACUGCAAUCUGAUGGAGUAUUUUUCUAAGUAUGAUUCUGAAUAAAAAAAGAAAUUUGGAAA